Molecule: messenger RNA, 4245 nt
Organism: Mercenaria mercenaria
Lineage: Eukaryota; Metazoa; Mollusca; Bivalvia; Venerida; Veneridae
Exons: 3
Coding region: 1188-1715 (175 amino acids)
Cellular component (GO): plasma membrane
Source: RefSeq, a predicted model, not a curated record
UCUACUUGUUCGGAUUAAUAGUUUUCAUUUUUCCAAAACUGUUGUCCGAAUGAUCAAAAUAUAUGUGGUUGGAAUUUCUUUAUUUUUUAAGGAUAAAAACAAAAAUUAAACAUUAUAAGUUUAUUAAUCUCAACAUGAUUGAUUGAAAAUAUCCUUCUUUUAAAAUUAUAAUAUUCAGUGCAAUUUUUUUUUAUCGAUUCAUAUUAAACGUUCUCAUUUUCAUAUCUCAACGCCUAUAAAUAAACUCAUUCGGCAAACACGAAAUAUCUGUCAAAGUUAAUUUCUCACCCGACUAGAUAACGAUGUUCAUCCACUGUUUCUGCCCAGCAGAUUACUGAUAAGCAAUCGAAGACAUUUGCUUUGGCUUACAUACUGUUUACCACUAUAUUCACGUUUGUUUUCUACUUUCUUUUUUUAUCUUCAAAUGUUUUUGUUAUGUUACACCUAGGCGGAAUAGCAUAAACUUUGGAUAUUUUACAUUCUUGUGAAGUUCGAGAAAAAAUCAAAAUUGCAGAUUUGUGUAACGAAGUUAUGUAGACGUGCAAUAUCUAUUUCUGUAUGCAGACAGGUGCGAGAGCGAAUUGAAUUAGGCAAUAACACUAUCUAUAGCAUCAUUUAAUUUUUCAUUCCACUUAUAUGUGAAAUCUCUUGAUUGAAUUUCAAGAAAUCAGUAUUAGCAGGAUUUAGUAGUACGUUUCCUGUCUCUUUUUCUAGUUUGACUGAAAUUCGGCUUAUAUUUUCUAUUGAUACCUGAUGAUUACAGAUGUUAGUCAACGAAGGAAUUAUAUUACGAUGGUUUUACCUUAGCUACUAUAUGUCGCCUGUGCAUUGAAAUCUUUGAUGGAUUUUAAACUUAAAUUGAAUAAAGUGCGAUCUUGAGUUUAGUUUGACAGAAUAAGUAUUUAAGGAUGUUAUAACAUUGUGAAGUGAUAGAAAUAUUAUAUGAUUAUAAAGCAUCCGGAAAUACCAGGAAUUCUUACGCAAAACGGACUAACGUACCUUAACUGUUCAGAAGAUAUCCGAAAAGACUUAAACUUACUUCCGGCAAACGGAUAAUUAACGAACGAUAAUUAUUGUGCCGAAAUACAAAAAAAAACCUUACCAUACCGUGAACCGUGUGUGGAGGAAAAGAUUGCUUAUAUAAAUUUUAAUUCCACUUGUGAAAAUCAUUCCAAAAAGCAAGAACAAUGGAAACUGGCUACAAAGCUGCAAGUUUAUUAUCAAAGAUUGUCCUUGGACUGAUUAUAAUAGCUUUUAUAUUAGAUAUGAUCGGGUUUUACACGACUAACUGGUCUACCAUAGAGUACAUAGAUCCGUUUAGGAUAACUGAAAGACUCCGUGUUGAGGAAUACAUAGGACUCUGGAAACAUUGCAUUGUUACCCGUUAUAUGGCAAAAUGCAGUAAUUUUAAAAAUUAUGGAAGCUGGUUUGAAGCAACCCAAGCGUUCGAGACACUCGGAUUCAUCGCAGCCAUUGUGGCGCUUGUCUUGAUCGUUCUGUACAUCUUCGUGCCCCAGACUUCUGGCAAGAGGAUAGUCUUCAUCCUUGGCAUGGUCGCUUGCUUUGCUGCGGCUGGUUGCAUCAUUCUUGGUAUAAUAAUCUAUGGUUCGAAGGUGGAGACGAAUCUGUCCUGGUCGUUCGCCCUCUGUACUAUAGCUGGAAUCAUCUUUGGUGUCUCGGGAAUUCUCCUAAUCGUUGAUAUGCUCAAACGCUAGGGUCACGUGAUGCCGGUACCUAGCGUGAUUACCAGGUGUUAAGACGUCAUGCACAUAUAUUGCGUGCCUGUAAUAGGAAAUUGCCUGAGAAAUGUGAAAAAAACGGGAAAAUAGUUUUGACUAGUAAUGUUUAUUUCUAAGUUUUAACCAAGUUAAAAAGCAAUUUGAAUGUUGUCUUAACCUUGUUAGCAAGUGAACUCAUCUUAGGCAUAUAUAAUAACUGUUUUAUUACAUAGAGGCUUAAUUUUUAUAAACUCGUAUAUAAUAUUCGCUUUUUUUCAUUUUUAUUGUUAAGUGUUUUUUACAUAUUAGAAUUAUAUAUUAUGUACCCUAUUUUUAAUCUUAAUAUUUCUACAUGGUUGUCGUUCCUUACAAACGCGAAAUGUUAACUUUAACGCUACUGUUCUGACCCAGUUUAGUUUAACAGCUAUAUGUGAAUGAACUGAAAAUCGUCUGUCAGGCCGAAUGGCUCAUACAUAGCGGUAUGACGUUAUGAAUUGGUUGACAGUACUUUAUUAAGGUAAUGUAGACGUAGAAAGUAUGUAGUGGUUGAUUCGUUUAGUUUCGGGCACCAUUAAACAAGUGUCAUGUCUACUGGCGUUUGAUGUCUGUGUGUAUCUGUGAUUUCUGACGUCCAUAAGGAGAUUCCAGUGUAACUGGAUUCUGAUCUGUGACGGCAACAUUGAUUUCUGUCACAUCAUGUCAGCUGGAUCAGAUCUCUGAAGGGAACAGACAUUUUCUGUCACACUUGAGCAGGAGCCUUGAACAUUGUGCACAUGCAAAAGUCAAUGAUGUGAUAAGAGAUAGUGUUCUGGAAUGCAGACUGUUAUGGAUAAAGUCUAAAGUAGACGGAAAAGUCACGUGGUAAAUAUUUACGACAAUGGAAAGCAGGUCUUGGUUCUUAUCUACAAGAGAUAAUCUUAGUCUCAAGAGGACUGGGAACCAGAGCAGAGCAAUGUACCAUUUUAUUCCUUUGACAGCAAUUAGAGUACUACUCCAGAGAUAGAGUUGUCCAAAGAACAUGGAACCAGACCAUUGAUUGUUGGUCCCAGUACAUAGAUUUUUGACUUCUUGAAAUAAUGUAGGAGACCAGCCUAUUGUUAGAACCGAGUCCCAGCAUAUAGGACCAUAAUGAGUACAUAGGAAUCCGCCCGAUCGCGUCCGUACUAGAUUGUAGGUAUCAGUUGGCUCACCUGGACUUGUUGCGCUACCAAUCAAAGGGAAGUAAGCGAUAAUUUUGUUUUUAGAUCAAAAAAUGAUUAUCUUCUCGUAUAUACUUAGCGUUUUCAUUUUCAAUCAUUCAUUAAACGAAAAUCUUAAGUUUGAUAAGGAACGAUAACCACAGUAGAAAUAUUGAUAUGCAUUUAACUAUUCUUAUACCAUGUAUAAAAGAGUUGAUGACCCUGCAGCUUACGUUUUUCAAUAAAUCUCGAGUGAAUUUUGUAGACAGUUCUUUGAAACUGACCAUAUACUUAAUGUUUAUAGAAAUUACCAGGACGUUCUUUAGCCUUUGAAAAUUUAUAUUUACUUUUUUAUAUCAUGUUUAAUCACUUUUUGCCAUAGUGUCUUGCCGAUCAGUGCAACUAAAGGGUGAAAUUUAAUGGGACUUCACCGCACGGUGCUUAACCUUUAGCCUGCUGGUGGAAAGUGAUUCUGCCUCUGCGACCUGUGCAGACCAAGAUCAGCCUGCCCAUCCGUGCAGGCUGAUCAUGGUCUGCACUGUUCGCUUUUCAGUCAGUAAAUUUUCAGUGAACACCUCUUCGAAUAAGAAAUGGUAUCACCCAAAUUGAAUGACGGACGAGUCCAUUUUUGAAAUUUAGCAGGCUAAAGGUUAAGUAAUGACCAAGAGUUUUAUUAAUGCUGCUAGUUUGAUGCCUUAAAUAAUUUUUUUUAUAGUUGUUUCUUUCUUUUUAAACUGUUCCGCUUAACGUGUUACUGUUUCAGCCCCAUUUGCCAAUGGCGGAUAUGGGCACACCAGCAAACGGUGUACAACCGGUGCUAAGUACUGCCAGGGAUAAGUUCAAUAUACUCACUUAUUUCAGGUGUUAACUUUUAAUACUUAAAUGGCGCAGAUUUUUCUCUCUACCUCUGCUGCAGACUACAAAAAGUUUUGAAGCCCAGGUCUGACUUGUAUAUUGAGCACACAAUUUCACUCGACUCAAACUUAACAUCAAUUUUUUAAUAAUUUUAAAAAAUACAGGGUUUGUUUUUUGUAGAAACCAUGGUGACAUACCAAUAUAUAUUUUUACCAAUUUACAAAGUUUAUAGACGUCUGUUUAUAAUAUCACGCACCGAAAAUAUAUUUUGUGGUGGCAGAAAAUUUUAAGAUGGCAGCAAACUACAGUUAAAAGACAGCUUUAAAGAUAUAGUCAAAAGGCACCUUUCUAGUCGCAAGAUCAGUCAGUUUCAUGAAAAAUGUGUUCAAGUGCAAUUAUUAGUGAAUCAAUUAUUUUCUUGUCUUUGCUUUUACUUCUUUACUUGUGGUUGACAGUUUGUGUAUAAGUUUUUCAAAUAAAUUUUAUAUACUUUA